AUGCCAGGAUAUGCCAAGUUCAUGAAAGAGCUAGUCACAAAGAAAAGGAGCUUGGAUUUUGAGACAAUUGAAGUUUCCCAUAGUUGCAGUGCAAUUAUGACUAAGGAGCUGAUCAAAAAGAGAGAAUAUCCCGGGGCAUUCACCAUCCCUUUCACCAUUGGCAUGCUUCAAUUUGCUAAAGCUUUAUGCGAUUUAGGGGCAAGCAUCAACUUAAUGCCCUACGCGAUAUACAAGCAACUUGGGUUAGGUGAACCAAAAGCAACCACAAUGAGACUCCCAAUGGCUGACCGUUCUAUCAAACAUACUACCAUUCUUAGCAACCGGAAGAGCAUUGUGGAUGUUGAAAGUGGAAAUUUGAAGUUUCGAAUGAACGAAGAUGAAGUAACCCUCAACGUUUGUAAAUUAAUGAAACACCCAAGUGAUAUAUAUGUGGUGUCCACCAUUGAUGUUAUUGAUGACGCGGUGGCUAGUGUAAGCCAUUUGAUGUGCAUGAGCGAACCUCUUGAAACCGUGCUUGCUAACUAUGAUGAUUUUGAAAUUCAAGGUUACGAAGAAGUAGUAGCUUCUCUGUCAGGCUUGGGAGGGUAUUCAAAGACUCCAUUGAAAUUGGACAUUGAUUUGAAAAAUAGAGAGAGUCCUCCCGCAAAGCCAUCAACAGAAGACCCGCCAAAUCUGGAAUUAAAAGCACUUCCCCCUAUCUCCGAUAUGCUUUCUUGGGGGUAA
Solanum verrucosum is the source of this 723-nucleotide messenger RNA. RefSeq lists its product as uncharacterized. Lineage: Eukaryota; Viridiplantae; Streptophyta; Magnoliopsida; Solanales; Solanaceae. Bases 1 to 723 code for a protein of 240 amino acids. The record is from RefSeq and is a predicted model, not a curated record. The transcript is spliced from 2 exons.